Molecule: messenger RNA, 1312 nt
Organism: Bursaphelenchus xylophilus (pine wood nematode)
Lineage: Eukaryota; Metazoa; Nematoda; Chromadorea; Rhabditida; Aphelenchoididae
Source: the annotation of a GenBank genome assembly
AUGUUUAUUCGAAUUGGUGCUCCUGUAUGGCCCCCGCCAAGUGUGCUGUUGUUGUUGAUCAAUUCCAUGGUGGUUUUGGGACAAAGAGUAAGCCGAUGUUUAAAGUCUUUAUGGUUUUUUUUUUCAAUACUAUGCUUAGCACACUUAAUAUUGCAACUUUACUUUAGGAUGGUUUGGGAGGUCUGGGCAGUCUAAUUUCAAGCAGAGAUAUUGCUGAAAUCACGCAAAUUGCAACGAAUCUUGCGGCACAGACAAUGAAUACAAAUUCAGAGUUAUUGUGAGUGUUUUCGAUAUCAGUGACCACCUUUUUUUUUGUGAAUGAUAUCGCUUACAUUUAGAACAAAGCCCGGUCGCCCUGAAACUCGGGCAGUCCCUAUGAACGCUCGGCCCUCGGAAAUGUUGGGUCAAACAAUCACAAAUAUGAUGCAGCCAGCUACAGAGCAACUGGCAAGGGCGUUAAAUCAGAAUUCGGGAGUUAAGAGUCUGAACCCAAGGGCAAGGGCAGUAAAGACCGAACUGCCAGUGUCCGAACUUCCUCUUGAGGACCUAGCUCCUCAACCAAAACCCUUAGGAGGUCAGAAUCAAGCAAUGAGUGGGCUAUUGGACAUGGCCAAUCAGUUCUUGGGAGGGGGAAGAUCAGCUGGGGUGGAGAGUCGGGGAGCGGCUAGUGCAAGGAGUGGAGGAAUGCCAACAUUGAAACAAUUGAUACCUGGGGCUAUGAGGAAUUUUGGAAUCUCACAAGGAGAUGGUAAGGGAUUUGAACACAUUAUUUCUUCGUUAUCAUCAAGAUCAUUGUCCAUUUUUAGGAUGUUUGCCGUUUAUGGGCGAAGUAAUGCAAGCCAUGUUCGGUAAUUGUGCGAAACAAGCGGAUGAAAGAACUUGGGAUGUGUGGGGAAAAGAGAUCACGAAUGCAUUGAUGGGCGGAAAAAUCGAUCUUUUGAGAGCUAGGUAGGACAUACGACACUAUUGAAUUAUCCAAAACAUUGCUCAUUUGUCUUUCAGCAAAGAAACUUGCAAAAAGGGAGCUGAAAGAGAGCAAUGUGGUAUGAUUAAGCGAGCCGUGAGCGAUUGUGAUAUCCUGGGGUCAAUUCAAUUGGCCAGCAACUUCAAAAGGGCCAUAGAAAGAUGUGAUGAGAUCUCGGGACUUAUUGAUCAGGUACAACUUUUAUUUUGCUUCUGAUUUCUUAGUUUGACAAUUUCUAACUUUCUUUCCUUGCAGAACCCAGUCACUUUAAUGGAACAAAUGGGCGGUUUCAUCAACGGCGAAGUCGCCCAGGGCUUCCUCAACAACUUUUUGGGCAAAAAGCGCUGA